UUAUUCAAAUUCAAAUUAUAAUUUAUUCGUUUUACGAUCGUCAUUUUUUUUGUUUUUUGUUUUUUAAUAAAGUGACAGCGAUGUUUUAAAAAUGACUAUCGUAUAAAAUAAAACGUUCGAUUGAUUUGUCAAAUGAUUAAUUAAAGAAAUUUAUUUAAAAAAAAUAUAAAAUGUACGAUUAUAAUAUUUUAUUAUCAACAAGAUUUCCCCAAAAAUUAUGGAAAAUAAUAAACGAAUGUAAAACGGGUUCAAUACGUUGGAGUUUAAAUGGUACGACAAUAUUAUUAGAUUAUAAAAAAUUUCAUGAAGAAUAUUUGAGCCCACCGCAAUCAAUAUUUAAAACCAGUAAUAUUGCAAGUUUUAUACGUCAAUUAAAUCUUUAUGGUUUUCGUAAAGUGACAUCACACAAUCGUGAUCCAUCAUGUAAUUCACGUAAUCCUGAGAUUCAUGAAUUUUUACAUGAUAAUUUUAAUCGUGAUCGAGCUGAUCUUCUAAGUAAAGUUUGUCGUAAAACCUGUAGUAAAUUUAACAAACGUUGUGACCGAGUUGAUGGUAAAAAUUAUACAAGGAAUGAGACAAUCAAUAAAUCAAGAAUCCAAGGAAUGUCCCGACUCCAAAUGUGCCAGCUUGCUCUUAAACAAGCGUUGGAGCAAGCAGUUGAAGAUUAUCAGCGUAAAAAAUACGAAGAAUCUAUAAAUUUCAUCCACGUAAAUCAUCACGAUCAUCUAGAGUACAAAUUCUUUCAAACAUUACGUAACUAAUUGUUUGAAAAAUAAAAGUAAUAGGUGACUUGGUAUUAUAAUUUAAAAUGUUGUCUAAUGUUUAAUUAAGAAAAAGUUAAGAAUAAUUUGUUUUUAUUUCCGUAAAUAAU
Messenger RNA from Microplitis mediator, 871 nucleotides. RefSeq names its product heat shock factor protein 5-like. Gene Ontology annotation, molecular function: DNA-binding transcription factor activity; sequence-specific DNA binding. Bases 171 to 761 code for a protein of 196 amino acids. Lineage: Eukaryota; Metazoa; Arthropoda; Insecta; Hymenoptera; Braconidae. Gene Ontology annotation, biological process: regulation of DNA-templated transcription. The record is from RefSeq and is a predicted model, not a curated record. The transcript has 3 exons.